Molecule: messenger RNA, 1398 nt
Organism: Drechmeria coniospora
Lineage: Eukaryota; Fungi; Ascomycota; Sordariomycetes; Hypocreales; Ophiocordycipitaceae
Exons: 1
Coding region: 1-1398 (465 amino acids)
Source: RefSeq, a predicted model, not a curated record
AUGGCCGACGAAGCCAGACAGACUCUGCAACACGAUCACUCAAAUUGGAGCCAAGGCUCGCGCCUUCGCACCAUGCCUAUUGUGUUCCACACCGCUGGUCUCACCGAACCGCUCAAUCAAACCCCGUCAACGGAAAUCCCAUAUUCAAACACAUAUGACCCGCGACAAAACCUCACUCACAAGCAGGUCGUCCCCACCCCCAGCAACGGUGGACGCGAUGGCGAAGUCAAGACGGGGCUGGAGGAGUUCAAUAUGUCCUCACAGGAUCCGGUGAACACAGAGAAGACGUCCCAACACAUCCUAUUCUACUACGAUAUUGCUCGAUCAAACCACUGCCAGACCCAAGACAAGUUGUCUAUUGACAUCCCACAGCGGGAGCUAACGACAGACGACUCGUCUAGCGAUGAAAUCAUCUUGUUCCGAGGCCGCAACAAAAACACACGGAAAUCCCCACCCAGGGAGAUGGACUUUGUUCAUUCGCGUCACAGCCCAACCUUGAGCGACCAAGAGAGCCCAGACCAACUGAACGAGCCCGAAGGCGCCCCGGUGCUGGACCUGGGAGACAUGCACAUAGAUGUUAAGCUGAAGCAACGUGGUCGUGCUAGGCUUUGCACUCCUCAUGGCCAUGGCGGCUGUGUCAGAAGGCGACGUAAUUCUGACGACGACGCAAUGCUUGCUGACUACAUCUCCAACCUGCAAGAGCACGGCGAGCUUGGCGAAGUCAUGCAGCAAAAUAACCACAACCGGCGAGAACUAGGCAACCCCGAAACCGACGUGAAUGACCACGCUCCACCCAAUGCAGAGGAGCCCAAGAGAAGCUACUUUGACGCAUCCACGCCAUCAGGGGGCUGCCCCCCCCAAAGCGACGAUGCUAGAUGUGAUAUAUUAAGAGCAACCACCUUUCCCUUCGUGGGCCCAGCGGAUCGCCGCGAGAGGGAAGUCCACGACAAAGUCCAGGACCAGACUGUGGCAAUAUUACCAGCCGGCCGAAGAAUAGGCCACAACUCCAGCAUGAGCAAUGUCGACGCGGGUUCACAUGAUUCUGCUAGCUCUCUGACAGCGAUGAACGAAGCCCCAAGGCCUCGGGUUUGCAACGAAUUCGACCUGAUGGACUGGGACAGGCCAAGUUUACGCCGCAAGAAGGGUGGCGGGCAUAAGGCGACGAGGUGCUUCAACGACGUCGAGUCAGAUUUAGAGGAGCACUUACAUGUCGCUUGGAAGAGCGACAGGCUCAGGAAGAAAGAGCGGAAAAAGCAGCGUGAAGCAUUGCACACCCUCGGGUUGAUUGGAAAAAAAAACAAGUCACAUAACCUCGGAGCCAAGUAUCCAUCUGGCAUGACGAUGCAGGAAGUAGCAGAAGAACUGAAGUCCUUUCUCAUAGGCUCUGAACCGAGGUGA